Molecule: messenger RNA, 722 nt
Organism: Cinclus cinclus
Lineage: Eukaryota; Metazoa; Chordata; Aves; Passeriformes; Cinclidae
Gene: IGF1
Product: insulin like growth factor 1
Exons: 3
Coding region: 1-501 (166 amino acids)
Cellular component (GO): extracellular region
Molecular function (GO): hormone activity; growth factor activity
Source: RefSeq, a predicted model, not a curated record
AUGGAAAAAAUCAACAGUCUUUCAACACAAUUAGUUAAGUGCUGCUUGUGUGAUUUCUUGAAGGUGAAGAUGCACACUGUGUCCUACGUCCAUUUCUUCUACCUUGGCCUGUGUUUGCUUACCUUAACCAGUUCUGUUGCUGCUGGCCCAGAAACACUCUGUGGCGCUGAGCUGGUUGAUGCUCUUCAGUUCGUGUGUGGAGACAGAGGCUUUUACUUCAGUAAGCCCACAGGGUAUGGAUCCAGCAGUAGACGCUUACACCACAAGGGAAUAGUGGAUGAAUGCUGCUUCCAGAGCUGUGACCUGAGGAGGCUGGAGAUGUAUUGUGCUCCAAUAAAACCGCCUAAAUCCGCACGGUCUGUACGUGCCCAGCGCCACACCGACAUGCCAAAAGCACAAAAGGUACGCCAGGCUGGGAAAAAUUCACAUCAACCGACAAACAACCAAACCAGACCAACAAAAAAAAAAGAACCAACCAAAAAAAAUCCCUAUGUAUUUUAGAGAAGGAAAAUUCUAUCAAGGCCGGUAACAGAAAACAAUUGACAUGCUCUGCCUAUUAGGUUUAGCAGAACUUUGGAAAAUAGUUGCCAAGGUGGAAAAUAAGUGGGAAGUGGUGUGUUCCACCUCAUCACUUAGAGCACUGAAUAAAACAUGGAAUUGCUGAACUAGUAGUUGUGAGGUCUUAUCCUGCCAUAGGGUAGUAAGUGGCAAGUACCCACAUU